Messenger RNA from Suillus plorans, 1576 nucleotides. RefSeq lists its product as uncharacterized. Gene Ontology annotation, molecular function: protein binding. The transcript is spliced from 2 exons. Gene Ontology annotation, cellular component: U5 snRNP. Lineage: Eukaryota; Fungi; Basidiomycota; Agaricomycetes; Boletales; Suillaceae. Bases 1 to 1170 code for a protein of 389 amino acids. The record is from RefSeq and is a predicted model, not a curated record.
AUGCAACCCCGAACGGCUCAGAAGCGGUCAGCAACGUCCAGCGCAGACGCAUCAACAUCCCAAAAAUCUUCACAUGCUCCAAAAAAGACGCGUUUCACUGAGCCUGAUGAAGAUCCAGUGAACUUUGCAGAGGAAGUCGACUCUGCACUUGAGAAUCCUUUAACCAAGCGGAAAGGACGGAUCAGGAAUGAAGGAUACGACUCGGACUCAAGUGAUGAUGGAGAGGGUGUGGUACUGAGCAGAAGAAAGGGCGCAGAUGGGGAAGGGGCGGAUGAUGACGAUGAUAUGUUUGCAAUGGCCGACAAGGAAGAAAAGAAAGACGAGGCGCAGGGAAAGAAGAAGGAAGAAUUCUUACGCCUAGGGGACAUAGAAGGACAGGAGUUCAACGAUGGCGAAGAUUCAGAUUUAGAUGAAGAUGAGCCUGAAGACGAGGAUGAAAGAGAACGACGAAAGAAGGCUGGUAUGGGAUUCGAGCUAUCUUCGUUCAAUAUGCGGGAGGAGAUGGAAGAGGGCAAAUUUGCUGCUGAUGGCACAUAUGUCCGGUCAUUCGACGCACACGCCGUACACGAUCGGUGGAUGGACGAUCUAGACGACAAGGAAAUCAAGCUUGCGCGUCGGAGGAAGCGACAGCAGGAACGAAUACAAAGAGAAAAGAUGAGGGCGGAGGAGAUAGAGCUUGAGCAGAGUGGUGGAAAGAGCGCUUUGGAAAUUCAGCUCGUCGGAAUGCUCAAGAAAGGCGAAACAAUACUUGAAGCACUUCAACGAUUAGGCGCAAAGGCGAAACAGAAUUCGCAUGAUACUGCUAUGGCUGUCAGCAAGGCGGUAGAUAAAUCGAAGGGUCUCGAUGGUAUUGAUAUGAUCACCCAUCUGGCAUCCAACCUUAUGUCGCUUGGUGAUACUGACAUCUACUCUCGAUCAUACGAGGAACUCGUCCGUGCAGUGCGUUCUAGCGGAAGGGUGGGACCUAAUUGGACGCCUCCAUCUGCGGACAUCACAUACGAGUACAAAUGGGACAUCCCUGGGCAAUCUACCGGAGAGACUUUCGGGCCCUUCAGUGAAGACGAAAUGAAGAUGUGGUAUACAGCUGCCUACUUCGGUGAAUCAGGAGAGAAGGUCAAAGUGAGAAAGGUUGGUCACGACUGGGGAGCCUGGGAUGAUGUUGUAACAUAGCAUCAUUAUUGUCGGUAUGCGUUCAUUUCCAAGAGGCAGAUUUACUCGCUAACCACAAUGCAGGUGAUUUGAUAACUGGCUUUAUGUUGUUGCAGAUGCUGUUUGCAUUUCAAGGUAUCGUGUGUAUCGCAGAUUGUGGUCUCGUUGAAUAGGAACAGCUGCCUGAUAGGCCGUUGAGUCAGCGCCUUCCUUCUCGUCGAUGACAUCAGGCGAUAAGCUUAUUUUGAGGCUGGAUAGUCCUGCUCAUGUCCUUGACGAAUCUCCAUUCUUUAUAUGACAUUUACGCUAGUUGUGGACAAUUAUUGUUAACUUGUGCCAGAAUAUAGCUCCUGCAGAAAAUGACUGCAUUGGGAGUACCAAAUAAACCAGAAGUUCUCCAAAGGACAUAAAUUGGAUUCAGAAAAAA